CCGCCGUCGGGGUCCCACAGUUUCUAGCCGCCCCUCUCCUCAGUGCCCGGAGGCCCGGGGAGGGCCUGGGAGCCCAAGGCCGUCCCCGAGUCGGUCCUGGGUCACUGGCACGAUGCAGGCCGUUCUCUCGGCUGAUGGGUUGGAAGCCCAGCGAGGCUAGAGGCCAGUCCCAAAGUCUCCAGGCAUCAGGGCUGCAGCCCAAGAGCCUCAAGGCGGCCGGACGGGCAACUGGACGGCCGGACAGCCUGGCUUGCUGGCUGCCCGUCUGGUUUGCUGUGUUGUGUCUCCAGUGGCUUUAGCUUCCAACAGGAAAGCCUGGUAGCCGAGCGAACCUGUGGCCCAGGAAGUAGCACUUAAACGCCUGGAUGCUGCCUCGAGGCUGCUGUGUGCUCUGAGGUCCCGAGCAGCCCGGCCCACCAUGGACCCCUCUGCCCACAGGUCCUGAGCAGCCCCGCCCAACAUGGACCCAGACCCCCAGGCGGGCGUGCAGGUGGGCAUGCGGGUGGUGCGCGGCGUGGACUGGAAGUGGGGCCAGCAGGACGGCGGCGAGGGCGGCGUGGGCACGGUGGUGGAGCUUGGCCGCCACGGCAGCCCCUCGACACCCGACCGCACGGUGGUUGUGCAGUGGGACCAGGGCACACGCACCAACUACCGCGCCGGCUACCAGGGCGCGCACGACCUGCUGCUCUACGACAACGCCCAGAUCGGCGUCCGGCACCCCAACAUCAUCUGUGACUGCUGCAAGAAGCACGGGCUGCGGGGGAUGCGCUGGAAGUGCCGCGUGUGCCUGGACUACGACCUCUGCACGCAGUGCUACAUGCACAACAAGCACGAGCUUGCCCACGCCUUCGACCGCUACGAGACGGCCCACUCACGCCCUGUCACGCUGAGUCCCCGCCAGGGCCUCCUGAGGAUCCCACUAAGGGGCAUCUUCCAGGGAGCAAAGGUGGUGCGAGGCCCCGACUGGGAGUGGGGCUCACAGGAUGGAGGGGAAGGGAAACCAGGCCGUGUGGUGGACAUCCGUGGCUGGGAUGUGGAGACAGGCCGGAGUGUGGCCAGCGUGACGUGGGCUGAUGGUACCACGAACGUGUACCGUGUGGGCCACAAGGGCAAGGUGGACCUCAAGUGUGUGGGCGAGGCAGCGGGCGGCUUCUACUACAAGGACCACCUCCCAAGGCUUGGCAAGCCGGCCGAGCUGCAGCGCAGGGUGAGUGCUGACGGUCAGCCCUUCCAGCACGGGGACAAGGUCAAAUGUCUACUGGACACUGACGUCCUGCGGGAGAUGCAGGAAGGUCACGGCGGCUGGAACCCCAGGAUGGCGGAGUUUAUCGGACAGACGGGCACCGUGCAUCGCAUCACGGACCGCGGGGACGUGCGCGUGCAGUUCAACCACGAGACACGCUGGACCUUCCACCCCGGGGCGCUCACCAAGCACCACUCCUUCUGGGUGGGCGAUGUGGUCCGGGUCAUCGGCGACCUUGACACGGUGAAGCGGCUGCAGGCUGGGCAUGGCGAGUGGACGGACGACAUGGCCCCUGCCCUGGGCCGCGUCGGGAAAGUGGUGAAAGUGUUUGGAGACGGGAACCUGCGUGUAGCAGUCGCUGGUCAGCGGUGGACCUUCAGCCCCUCCUGCCUGGUGGCCUACCGGCCCGAGGAGGAUGCCAACCUGGACAUGGCUGAGCGCGCCCGGGAGAACAAAAGUGCAGCACAGCUCAGGCGGCCGUGGGCGGUGGGGCUGCCCCUGGCCACUGCUAACCUCAGCCCUGCCCCCCCAGGCUCUCUGAGCGUGGCCCUGGACAAGCUUCGGGCCCAGAAGAGUGACCCGGAGCACCCGGGAAGGCUGGUGGUGGAGGUGGCGCUGGGUAACGCGGCCCGGGCUCUGGACCUGCUGCGGAGGCGUCCAGAGCAGGUGGACAUCAAGAACCAAGGCAGGACCGCUCUGCAAGUGGCUGCCUACCUGGGUCAGGUGGAGUUGGUACGGCUGCUGCUACAAGCCAGGGCGGGCGUGGACCUGCCAGACGAUGAGGGCAACACAGCGCUGCACUACGCGGCCCUGGGGAACCAGCCUGAGGUCGCCAGGGUGCUCCUGAAUGCUGGGUGCCGGGCAGAUGCCAUCAACAGCACCCAGAGUACAGCACUGCACGUGGCCGUGCAGAGGGGCUUCCUGGAGGUGGUGCGGGCCCUGUGUGAGCAUGGCUGUGACGUCAACCUGCCUGAUGCCCACUCGGACACGCCCCUGCACUCCGCCAUCUCAGCGGGCACUGGCGCCAGUGGCAUCGUCGAGGUCCUCACGGAGGUGCCAAACAUCGAUGUCACCGCCACCAACAGCCAGGGUUUCACCUUGCUGCACCAUGCCUCCCUCAAAGGCCACGCGCUAGCUGUGAGAAAGAUUCUGGCUCGGGCAAGGCAGCUGGUGGACGCUAAGAAGGAGGACGGCUUCACGGCACUCCACCUGGCCGCCCUCAACAACCACCGCGAGGUGGCCCAGAUCCUCAUCCGGGAGGGCCGCUGUGACGUGAAUGUGCGCAACCGGAAGCUGCAGUCCCCGCUGCAUCUAGCCGUGCAGCAGGCCCACGUGGGGCUGGUGCCACUGCUGGUGGACGCUGGGUGCAGUGUCAACGCCGAGGACGAGGAGGGGGACACGGCCCUGCACGUGGCGCUGCAGCGUCAUCAGCUGCUGCCCCUGGUGGCUGAUGGGGCCGGGGGGGACCCAGGGCCCUUGCAGCUGAUGUCCAGGCUACAGGCCUCGGGCCUCCCCGGCAGCGCGGAGCUGACGGUGGGCGCGGCGGUCGCCUGCUUCCUGGCGCUGGAGGGCGCCGACGUGAGCUACACCAACCACCGCGGCCGGAGCCCGCUGGACCUGGCCGCCGAGGGCCGCGUGCUCAAGGCCCUUCAGGGCUGCGCCCAGCGCUUCCGGGAGCGGCAGGCGGGCGGGGGCGCGGCCCCAGGCCCCAGGCACGCGCUCGGGACCCCCAACACCGUGACGAACCUGCACGUGGGCGCCGCGCCGGGGCCCGAGGCCGCUGAGUGCCUGGUGUGCUCCGACCUGGCGCUGCUGGUGCUGUUCUCGCCGUGCCAGCACCGCACUGUGUGCGAGGAGUGCGCGCGCAGGAUGAAGAAGUGCAUCAGGUGCCAGGUGGCCGUCAGCAAGAAGCUACGCGCAGACGGCUCUGAGGUGGCGAGCGCCGCCCCCGCCCCCGGCCCGCCGCGCCAGCUGGUGGAGGAGCUGCAGAGCCGCUACCGGCAGAUGGAGGAACGUAUCACCUGCCCCAUCUGCAUCGACAGCCACAUCCGCCUCGUGUUCCAGUGCGGCCACGGCGCAUGCGCCCCCUGCGGCUCCGCGCUCAGCGCCUGCCCGAUCUGCCGCCAGCCCAUCCGCGACCGCAUCCAGAUCUUCGUGUGAGCCGCGCCGCCCGCCACGCCCGAGCUGCCUUCGCGAGCCCCCGCCCUGUGUUUUAUAAAAAGAUUCUCGGA
Molecule: messenger RNA, 3474 nt
Organism: Rhinopithecus roxellana (golden snub-nosed monkey)
Lineage: Eukaryota; Metazoa; Chordata; Mammalia; Primates; Cercopithecidae
Gene: MIB2
Product: mindbomb E3 ubiquitin protein ligase 2
Exons: 20
Coding region: 461-3403 (980 amino acids)
Biological process (GO): protein ubiquitination
Cellular component (GO): cytoplasm
Molecular function (GO): protein binding; ubiquitin-protein transferase activity; zinc ion binding
Source: RefSeq, a predicted model, not a curated record